Molecule: messenger RNA, 2325 nt
Organism: Acipenser ruthenus (sterlet)
Lineage: Eukaryota; Metazoa; Chordata; Actinopteri; Acipenseriformes; Acipenseridae
Product: E3 ubiquitin-protein ligase TRIM47-like
Exons: 10
Coding region: 256-2274 (672 amino acids)
Molecular function (GO): zinc ion binding; GTP binding
Source: RefSeq, a predicted model, not a curated record
UAAGAAACUAGCCUGGGAUACAGUCAGUACACCACGUGUUCGGUCCCUGAAACAAUAUUGAAAGCAUUUGACUAUUAAAUCCAUGGGUGGCGCUACUUACAGUAGAGGUUUGAACUUUACUCAAACUUUUGAAUGCACAAAACGGAAGUCGCCAUUUUAACUUUGCGAGAAAAAGAGACAACUGCAGAAAUACUAGUUAAGGAAGUUUAGUUCAGCACCAAAUCCACUGUCGAGACGCAUACAGUAGCCACUUCAAUGGAUACAAAGCAUGGCUUGUUACUUGCCUGGAUCAAGCAUUCAGAGUUCAGGAUUGUGCUGGUUGGGAAGACUGGAUCUGGGAAGAGUGCCUCAGGAAACACCAUCCUGGGCAGAAGAGAGUUUAGAUCUGAAGUCAGCACCUCUGCAGUAACAAAGGUGUGUGAGAAGAGAGCAGGAGUAUGUAAUGGGAGACGGGUCACUGUGGUCGACACCCCAGGCUUGUUUAACAGAGAGCUCUCUGAAGAGGAUCUGAAGCGUGAGAUUGUGAGGUGUGUUUCUCUGUCUGCACCGGGACCCCACGCUUUCCUCUUGGUGCUGCAGGUGGGGCGAUUCACACAUGAAGAGAGAGAGACAGUGGGGCUUAUCCAGAAGCUUUUCGGUGAGAGGGCUGCCAGGUAUAUCAUACUCCUUUUCACACGCGGGGACGAUCUAGAUGACACGACCAUUGAGAAGUACAUCCAGCGAUCCAGUGAGGGCCUCCGAGAGAUUGCUGAGAAGUGUGGGAACAGGUAUCAUGUCUUCAACAACAGGAACAGUAAUCAGAGUCAGGUUACGGGGCUCUUGAAAAAAAUCGAGAGCAUGGUCGCAGCAAAUGGUGAAAGCUGCUACACGAGAGAGAUGUACCAGGAGGCAGAAUCAGCCAUGAGACGAGAGCAAGAGAGGAUGAGGAGCAAGAGAGAGGAAGAGAAACGCAGGGAGGAAGAGGAGCAGAGGAGGAAGUUCCUGGGUGAGCAGAAAGUAAAGAGAAAGCUCUGCCCCCCCUCUUCAGCAAGAAUAGCAGAAGCGAAUAUUCUGGUAGGAGAGGACCAGUUUAGCUGUUCUGUGUGUCUGGAGCUAUUGAAGGACCCAGUCGCUAUUCCAUGUGGACACAGUUACUGUAUGGGGUGUAUUAAGAACUACUGGGAUCAGACUGAUCAUACAGGUGUCUACAGCUGCCCCCAGUGCAGAAAGACCUUUACCCCAAGGCCUGAUCUGCGCAGAAACACCAUGCUGGCUGAAGUUGUGGAGGAAUUAAAGAAGACAGGACUCAAUCCUCCUCCUGCUCAAAGUUAUGCUGGACCUGGAGAUGUGCCGUGUGAUUUCUGCACUGGGAGAAAGUUCAAAGCUGUGAAAUCCUGUUUGACGUGCCUGGCCUCUUACUGUGAAACACACAUCAAGCCACACAGUGAGGUUACUCCAUUAAAGAGGCACAAGCUGAUCAAUGCAAUUGGAAAUCUGGAGCAGAAGCUUUGUACUGAACACCAAAAGGUUUUGGAGAUCUUCUGUAGAACUGAUCAGAUGUGUAUUUGUGCGUUAUGUACUGUCAAGGAACACAAGAGCCACGAUACAGUCUCAGCUGAGACAGAAAGGACUGGGAAACAGAAGCAGCUGGGAGAGACACAGACAGAAAUACAACAGAGAAUCCAGGAGAGACUGAAAGACGUGGAGGAGCUGAAACAGGCUGUGGAGUCACUGAAAAGAUCUGCAUGCAUAGAAAUAAAGGAAAGUGAGAAGAUCUUUACUGAGCUGAUCCGAUCCAUUGAGAAGAUCUACACUGAGGUUAUUGAGCUGAUUGGAGCUAACGAGAAGGCUGCAGUGAAUCAGGCUGAAGGACGCAUGAAGAAACUGGAGCAGGAGAUUGCUGAACUAAGGAGGAGAAACGCUGAGCUGAAACAGCUUUCAGAGACAGAGGAUCACAUCCAUUUUCUACAGAAUUUCCAGUCUCUCUGUGCCCCUCCUGAAGCUGGAGACUUACCCAGCGUUACUGUCAAUACAGACAUCUCUUUUGGGGCUGUGAGGAAAGCUGUAUCUGAACUUAAAGACCAUAUUGAGGACUUCUGCAAGGGGGAAUUAGUCAAAAUAACCACAACAGUGAAUGAAGUUGCAGUUUACAGUCUGCAGGGUCCAGAGCCAAGGAACAGAGCUGAGUUUUUAAAAUCUGUUGGGCCUUCCUCCCCCCCUACCCUCUCUUCACAUCAAAAGAAGAUUUGCAUGAUGGAAGAGGUAUGUUUUUUUUCAAAGAUGCAAAAUGAUUAAACAUUAAACACCUUGCCAAGAUAUUCAGGCAACCAGCUUGCAAAUAACAAU